GAUAAACUCUUGUCCCAACAACUGCUCGGGCCACGGCAGAUGCAGCACGACCAACUCCGUCUCGGGCCGCGUGUACUGCGAGUGUGAGGAGUACUGGAAAGGAGAGGCCUGCGACAUCCCGUACUGCAGAGAUAACUGUGGCAGCCCGGGCCGCGGCUACUGCGACCUGACCGGAGAGAAGCUCUGCGUCUGCAACGACAGCUGGCAAGGUCCAGACUGCUCCCUGUCCGUCCCCUCCACUGAGGCCUUCUGGGUGCUGCCCAGCGUCAAACCGUCAGCUCAGUCUCUGGGUCGGGCGUCCCAUCAGGCUCUGGUGCACUCUGGGCUGAUGUGGGUGGUGGGAGGCUACUCCUUCAACUACUCCAACUACCACAUGGUGCUCAA
Messenger RNA from Plectropomus leopardus (leopard coralgrouper), 384 nucleotides. The record is from RefSeq and is a predicted model, not a curated record. NCBI's taxonomy places the organism in Eukaryota, Metazoa, Chordata, Actinopteri, Perciformes, Serranidae.